Molecule: messenger RNA, 336 nt
Organism: Lachancea meyersii CBS 8951
Lineage: Eukaryota; Fungi; Ascomycota; Saccharomycetes; Saccharomycetales; Saccharomycetaceae
Source: the annotation of a GenBank genome assembly
AUGGCUCAAAACAUUGUACAAGAAAUGGCGUCUUCUCUGCGGUCCAGUAGAGCCCAAUUAGACGUUGUUAACGUACAAUUGGCACAACUAGACAGACAGAAGAAAUUGGCAAAAUUAACGGCACAGGAGCUGGAUUCUUAUCCUGUGGGGAAAGUGUGGAGAUCGUGUGGUAAGGCGUUUGUGUUGCAAGACAGAUCUACAUACACAGGAGACUUGGCCAGCGAUGAGAAACAGGUGGAGGAACAAAUGAAAGCAUUGAAGAUCAAACAGAACUAUCUGCAAACCACGGUGGAAAACACGGUGGAGAGCCUAAAGCGGGUGAUGGAUCAGAAAUAG